This is a messenger RNA of Rubroshorea leprosula, 1088 nucleotides long. NCBI's taxonomy places the organism in Eukaryota, Viridiplantae, Streptophyta, Magnoliopsida, Malvales, Dipterocarpaceae. The record is from the annotation of a GenBank genome assembly.
AACGUGAUAAGAUGAAGAAUUGAAAUCUUAGCUAAGGUGCUGAAUGUAAGCUUUUGCCCUGUUCAACUGCCAAGUGUUAACUGUCUUCUUCUGACCAAAUCGUCGCAGCCGCCAAUGGGCUCCGCUGCAGCCGCCGCCAAAUCUCCUUCGAUCCUCCACCAUCUCCUGGCUCUGGACGCCACCAUGUCCUCCUACCCUCAUGCCUUCCUUGAACCUUUUCUUCGUCCCGCAUUUUUCCUCCUCUUCCUUAAUACUCGGCUCACUUCAGCUUUUAAUUUCCUUUCCACCCUCCCUUGCACUCCUCCUUGCUUCCCCUUCCCGUUUACCUUUCUUCCUGCCCAUCCUCCUGGGGCUCCUCCUCGAUCUCGCGCUCAUCGGCCUCGUCAAACUGGUCUUUCGCCGCGUCCGUCCCCUUUACAACCCCAACAUGUCUGCCGUUGUCCAGGCGGAUAACUUCUCCUUUCCCAGCGGCGACGCCUCCUGCGUUCUAGCUAAUUCUUGCCACUUUAAUGCACCUCUCUGUACAAAAUGAGGACGGCUUGGUUCCGAACUUUGUUGACCAGAGGAUUAGGGUUGAUUUGGCUCUUUUGGGCAAAUCCUGUUGGAUGUUUAGGCGAGGGCAUGCUUGGGGAUUCUGGAGGGUAUUUUUGCCAUGCGGUUCUUGAGGUUUUUAGCAGACCUUUGUCCAUGUAUUUGUUCCAAAGGUGUGAACUUUGAUGUGGGAAUUGUUGUUUGUAAAAAUUAAGCUGCAAUCUAGGAACAAUUCAAACAAUGUAUAUUCAUUCAAUGUUAAGACUUUAAACUGUUAUACUGCAAUAUCUUGCUAAUGUCAUAUGUGAUCGCUCUAAUGAGAGUGUCUAAUUUCGAGAGAGUCAUAAUUCAGCUAUUUGAGUUUGAUUUCCACUUUGUUAAUUAAUUUUCUCUCAAGUUUAUCAUAAUACCUAUCUUCAAAACGGUUUUACCCUUUUUUUGCUAGGUUUGUUUUCCUCAAUUCUUACCUUUCUCUUUGGGAAAUUUCAGCCCCCUUAUGUGAGCCAGGACAGCUAGUGGAUCAUAAUCUGAUUGUCUAAUAUAACCAUGUUCUCCUG